AUGGACGUUACGUACUCCGUCGCAUGGCAAGUCGGUCGAACAAUGGCUCUUGGCGAUCAAGCAUUCGUAGCUGCUCCAGGCCGUGUUGAGACGUCCGAGAUCAAGGUCGAUAUCAGACGACAGUACACUGUUGACCAGGGUAUCCGCGAAACUGACGGGGAUAGACACAAGGCUUUGAAGCAAGUUACGUACACCCCAUUAACAGCCGAGAACGUGUUUAUCUGGAACUCUCAACCCAAUCAGAAUAUCGGUGACUUGCGUAUCCUCCGUUUGCCAGCAUUUACUGAUCUUCAAUUGAAGACUCUGCGGGACAUGAUGGGGAAACAACAUGGAACUGGAGUGUCUUACUUUGACGACAACACGUCUACAUCAGCUCUGUUCGCUAUGCAGUUGAACGAUCCAAUUUACAACCUGACCAUCAACGUUGCUGGUUCAAGGCUCACAGAAGCCCUGGCUAGUCUGGCACCACCUGAUGUCGGAGAUGGAAGCCCGGGGCUGAGAACCAUGAAUAUGCUACAGGCAGUGCGAGUGAAGAAGCUGUCUGCCUCUGGUGAGGAGGUAGCCGCGACAGCUUUCGGAGACGAUUCAGAACCGAAUGACGAAAGCGACAUUGGGAACUACGAAGGGUGGGACUACUCGAGGCCGGAGGGCUACGCGCCUUCACCCGAUGGAGUCUCCAGUCACCUGGCUCCUCAUGUCAGAGCCAUGCCACUUCAUCAAGGUCCAACGACCGAGGACCCAGUGCUUUUCUCCAGCGUGACCUCCAGAUCCAACGCCGGAACCCUGUCAGUCAACAAACCACCAAGAUCAGAGCCAGUCUCAGCACCAAAAUUCCUCAUGCGCGUCAGCAGUAACUCAACCGAAACUCACGAUCAAGUCAUACUUGACAGAACAAACCUCCCUCAAGACCUCAUCUUCUCUAUCGUCAUAAAGCAGAGUGAGAUUAGUCGGUAUCUGCUCAUGGAACUGACGAUCGACGUCGCCCUUGGCUCGAACAACCCCGAAUACUUCUUGAUGUCCAACUACACUGGUCCAGGAGCACACAUGCUGACAAACCUACGCCUCAACGUCGUUUCCAUAACAUGGUAUGAUCAAAGCCAUGAUCAGUAUUUUCUGCGUGUUCGUCUGCUUCCUAGAGCUGAGAAAGGAUGGGUUAUAGCAACGGCUAUUAAUGAGUUGAGUUUCCUUUUGGGGUUGGCCAGUAUUAAUGCUCCGACCGGCGGAUUUGGAAUGUCGACUGCAAGUGUUCAGACUCGGGCGAGGUAUUGUAGGAAUCCGGCUCUGAAUAUCAAUGACGUUAACACCAUGAUUGUCGAGAAUCCGCCGGUGGAGGUACAGGUGGUAAUGCAUUGA
This is a messenger RNA of Fusarium coffeatum, 1353 nucleotides long. RefSeq lists its product as uncharacterized. The transcript has a single exon. The record is from RefSeq and is a predicted model, not a curated record. The coding region runs from base 1 to 1353 and encodes 450 amino acids. NCBI's taxonomy places the organism in Eukaryota, Fungi, Ascomycota, Sordariomycetes, Hypocreales, Nectriaceae.